Messenger RNA from Prunus mume (Japanese apricot), 723 nucleotides. The record is from RefSeq and is a predicted model, not a curated record. NCBI's taxonomy places the organism in Eukaryota, Viridiplantae, Streptophyta, Magnoliopsida, Rosales, Rosaceae.
AUGAAGAGCUCUCUCAAGGGGUCUCCAUCUUCCUGUGUUGACAAUGGCGAUGAUGACGAUCAUCAAGCUGGACAGAGGUUGGUAUUAUACCAUCAUUUGCUAGCUGCCGCUGAUCAUCAUCAGAGAAGCGGCCUGCAGAAAUCGCCGUCGUCGUCGUCAACUCCGGUGAGACCUUAUGUUCGCUCGAAAAUGCCUCGCCUCCGUUGGACACCUGAUCUUCACCACUGUUUUGUGCAUGCAGUCGAAAGGCUUGGCGGCGAACAAAGAGCUACUCCAAAGAUGGUUUUACAGAUCAUGAAUGUGAAGGGCCUUACCAUAUCUCACGUUAAAAGCCAUCUUCAGGAAGCUAAGGAGACUCUGAAAGAUGAGACGAAGCAAGCCAUGUGGAUUGAGAAAAAAGUGACGAGGGAGCAGAAUCCAAAUUCCUUCAUCAUAUUCAAGGAUCUACUCAAAAGAUGCACUGAUGCACAAGAGAGCAAUGAUCAAGGAAAAGCUGUGUCGCUAGUGAGUGCAGGUUGCAAGAGCAAUCAUAAAGAAUUUGAAGAUGUAUUAUUAUGUGAAGAAAGUGAAAGUAGCAUGAGAGUAGUUUCUAAUAAUGAUGCAAGAAUGUCUCUAUCACUCAACUCGUCACCGAAAGCUUCUCAUGAGCUGUUGAGGCUCAGCAAAGCUGCUGGGAAUUCAGAUAUGAAUGAUGUCUCUCUUGAGCUUACUCUCAGUACUUAG